UUACAAUGCUGGCAGUACGCAUGCUCAAUCACUACGUUGCUUUCAGGAACUGCUUCAUAUAUUUUUUCUCAGCAGAGUUUGUGGUGUUUGGUUGGUCUUACUGUGCGCAUGCUUUGUACGGUAGCCGGUUAUGGCGGCGGUGUGUGAGUGUCCAUGAGGCCGACAGAAAGACCAUUCACACGGACUGAGAAAGCAAAGAAAGACCGAGGCUAUGGCUGGAGUGUUUGAUAUUGAUUUGGACCAGCCCGACGACGCCGUCUCUGACGAGGAGAUUGAAGAGGGAGCUAAUUUCAGUGAAUACAUGGACCAUGGAACUGGCUAUGAAUUUGAUAUGGAGAACUGUGAGAAGUUUGAAAUCUCUGAGGACAUUGUCAACAAAGGAACCGAGAAAAUCCGACCGGAGUGUUUCGAGUUACUGCGUGUCUUAGGAAAAGGUGGCUAUGGAAAGGUUUUCCAAGUAAGGAAAGUGACAGGGGCCACCUCUGGAAAGAUAUUCGCCAUGAAGGUUCUCAAGAAGGCAAUGAUUGUCCGCAAUGCCAAGGACACAGCUCACACUAAAGCAGAGAGGAACAUCCUGGAGGAAGUGAAGCACCCUUUUAUUGUGGAUCUCAUUUAUGCUUUUCAGACUGGAGGCAAACUUUAUCUCAUCCUGGAAUAUCUAAGUGGUGGAGAACUGUUUAUGCAGUUGGAGAGAGAAGGAAUCUUCAUGGAAGACACAGCCUGCUUUUAUUUAGCAGAAAUCUCCAUGGCUCUGGGCCAUCUGCAUCAGAAAGGGAUCAUCUACCGGGAUUUAAAACCAGAAAACAUUAUGCUUAAUAACCAAGGUCAUGUAAAAUUGACAGAUUUUGGGCUCUGUAAGGAAUCUAUACAUGAUGGAACAGUGACCCACACUUUCUGUGGUACAAUAGAGUACAUGGCACCUGAAAUACUAAUGAGGAGUGGGCACAACCGGGCUGUUGACUGGUGGAGUUUAGGGGCCUUAAUGUACGACAUGCUGACAGGAGCACCGCCUUUCACUGGUGAAAACAGGAAGAAAACUAUUGACAAGAUCUUAAAGUGUAAACUAAAUCUCCCGCCUUACCUCACCCAAGAAGCCAGGGAUCUGCUAAAAAAGCUGCUAAAAAGAAAUGCUUCAUCUCGCCUUGGAGCUGGACCAGGAGAUGCCACAGAAAUUCAGACUCAUCCGUUCUUCAGACACAUUAACUGGGAAGAUCUGCUUGCUCGGAAAGUGGAGCCUCCUUUCAAACCGUUUUUGCAAUCUGCCGAUGACGUGAGUCAGUUUGAUUCAAAGUUUACAAGCCAGACUCCUGUAGACAGUCCAGAUGAUUCAACACUCAGUGAAAGUGCCAACCAAGUCUUCCUUGGGUUUACAUAUGUAGCUCCAUCUGUGCUGGAAAAUAUAAAGGAAAAGUUUUCAUUUGAGCCGAAAAUCCGAUCACCAAGAAGAUUUAUAGGAAGCCCAAGAACACCAGUCAGUCCAGUGAAGUUUGCCCCGGGGGAUUGCUGGGCAAAGGGUCCUGCAGCAGGAGGAUGUCAAACCGUACAGUCCCCCACAGAAUACCCCAUGGAGGUGGCUGGACUGGAACAAAUGGACGUGACCUCGGGUGGCGAAGCCUCUGCCCCCCUGCCUAUCAGGCAGCCUGCAGGCACGAACUCUUUGCCUUUCAAAACGCAGGCCUAUCCCAUGAUGUCCAAGCGGCCAGAACAUCUGCGCAUGAAUCUAUGACCUUCAGCAGAGCCGAGAUAGAAGGACAGUGAAAAUAAAACGACAAACCCUCAAAAUGGCAUGUGAACUCUAGACGAGCCUGAAUGUGUGCGCUUUUUUUUCUCUCUGUCUUUCUCUCUGAGAACCCAGAUAAGUGGGGAUUUCAGUCCUCAGCAGAUUCCCAGAGACAUUUGUGUUUCACCCUCCCCUAGACAGAUUGACUGAGACACAGACUGGGCUAGGGUUGGGAGUCUUUCUCAUCAAUAAUGUAGCACAGACUGGAAACAAAAAUCUCUUAAACUGAAUUCACUUCACAUCUGCAGACUUCCUCUCAAUGACAUGCUGUCCAUGUCAGUAGAUUGUUCUAAUUAUAUUGCUGUCAAGUAAUUGCUUUCACUGAAUGCUUGAAAUUUUACAGUAUUACUUGGAGGAACAGCAUUGGAGUUCAAAAUAACAAAUUAUUAAUUGCAAGGAUUGUUACUGAAAAGGGAUGUGGUCGGUAUAUGAUGAAAUAAUGAAAUCUAUAUUAGUCACAAUAAAAAAAAAAGUUUACUUUUUUUUUUUUUUUUUUUUAAUCUUUUAAUUACAUGAUUUGAAUUGUAUUUUUUUUUCCUUUGUUUUUUCUAAGCUGGGUGGAACUGAAAGCUCCUAUACUAAUGUGGAUAAAGCAAGUUGUGUACACAGAAACCUGUUUAGACAAAUCAAACAUUGACUCCACAAGGUACCCUGUUACAUUGUUGGUUGUUACCUGAUCAGCAGGGAUUGGUAAGUACUGCACAGAUACAGUUUCCAUGGAUAUUGGUGAAAUGGUACCAUUUUUGGAAAACUAACAGUGUUGUGUGUGUGUGUGUGUGUGUAGUGUUUUUUUUUUUUCCCCCAGAAAUUGACAUUUAUUUUCAAAACCUAACCCAUUUUACAAAAUGGUUUAGCAUUCACAAUUGUUAUCCGAAGUUGAAGUUGUCCCCUCCAUUCAAUUUGUAUUUCAUCAACCUGGAAUAAAGUUAUUUCCAUUUCAAGAAAA
Messenger RNA from Acipenser ruthenus (sterlet), 2726 nucleotides. Its product is annotated as ribosomal protein S6 kinase beta-1. Gene Ontology annotation, biological process: protein phosphorylation; signal transduction. Bases 212 to 1726 code for a protein of 504 amino acids. Gene Ontology annotation, molecular function: ATP binding; protein serine/threonine kinase activity. Lineage: Eukaryota; Metazoa; Chordata; Actinopteri; Acipenseriformes; Acipenseridae. The record is from RefSeq and is a predicted model, not a curated record. The transcript has 15 exons.